GCUUUUUUCAGAUGAAUAAUACAUUGUUCGCCGCAGAUUUUGACAAAAAUAUCGCUGUGGGAAUUGUUGAUAUCUCACAACGACUCACUUUAUCGCUAUCAUUUAGUUUCCGAUAUUUCGAUAAAAAUUCAUUAUUUGAAUCUAUAACAUAUAUCGGCAUAUUCGGUGUUCGGGUUUUAUGGUGUCAAGUCAUGAAUUCAGACGUGGCUGAAAUUAUACUGAAACAAAAUUAUGAUAUACUUCGAAAAUUGGAAGACCUGGAGCAAACCGUGAAGGAUCUUCAGGAGAUUAAUUGUAUUUUGGCGGAGCUGGUGCGGAAAAAAAUAGAUGAGCCGAAUAGUACUGAGGACAAAGAAGUGAUUCAAGAUACUAAAUAUAAUGAUAUAAAACAAUACGACGGUAACAAUCUUCCCGAUCCAGAAACAAGAUCCACAGGAACUGUAAGAUGGUUUGAUAAACUAAAAGGAUUUGGUUUUAUUCAUGUAACUGGCGUCAAUACAAUCACUUAUACGAUGUCUGUACGUGGGAGAAGCAGUGGAGUUUGAAUUGCGAUCGCAUAAAGGCAGAUUAUCCGCUAUCAAUGUUAAGAAAUUAGAAGAAAUCGACACGAAAGCCACCUACCGGCCUUUGAGGUCACGAAGUAAGACGAUGUCUGAGACGAACCUAUCACGAAAAAGGGAUAUCAGCAGAUCAAGUUUUUAUUUGGAUUAGUCACUGUAAUUAUUAUUUUUCAAAUAUUUAUGGUUGUAAUGGGGAAAGCCCAGUCAAAGCGAACACAGUUUCUGUUCUUACGUCCAAACCAUGUAUCUUCCCUCACGAGAAAGUACAUAGAAAUAUUCGUCUGGUCUUCUUUAAAAAAUUGGCUAUUAAUUGGUGGAGUUGGAAUCUAUGUUAAAUCAAAUUUACAUGCUGAAAAGGUAGAUAUUCAUAAAAAUUUUGGUGAUUUUAUCGAAAGCAUUUGGGUUAAAUUGGUUGCGGGUAAGUGUGAACUGUUAGUAGGUGUUUUGUACCGACCACCCUCUAAAAACAUACAACAAUGUGCAGAUUUAUUAAAUGGUUUCCUACCCAGCCUCUCGGUAUAUCAUCAUAACAUCGUGAUAUUGGGAGAUCUGAAUAUGAAUUUUUUUAAUAACAAUAUAUUCUCACUGAGUUUUGAGCUGAUGGGGUUCACACAAAUCGUAACGGAAGCCACCCGUGUCACAGAUAGUACUGCAACAUUAAUCGAUCCAAUAUUUUUAAAUAAUCCUCAAAUAUGCAGCUAUUCUUCUGUCAUGGACACGAGUGGUAUUUCGGACCACAAACUCGCAUUUUUUCAUUUUGACAUUCCAUCUUAUAAAAGAAAACAAAAAUUUAUACAAUCAGGGAUUUUAAACAUUUCAGUGAGGAUGAUUUUCUUAUCGAUCUUUCUACAUCGGGCAUAGAUGAAUUAUUUACGAAAUUUAAUAUUGAUGAGAAGGUAAUGCACAUUACAAGCGUUAUCGUGGAAACUUAUAAUAAACAUGCACCUUUUAAAACUGUAAGAGUUAAUAAACCACCAUCACAUUGGUUAACAAAUGAACUACGCACUGUUCUUGAUGAAAAGAAUAAUGCACAAGCUUUAUGUAAAACUAAUAAGACUGUGGACGCCUAUAAUAACUUCAAAUCGCUUAGAAACCGUGCUCUUAACAUGAUCAGGAGGGACAAAAAGACAUAUAUCGAAAAUUUGGCAAAUGAAAAUGAUUCAAAAAAAUUGUGGAAGUCUCUCAAACAACUUGAUAUAAAUUUUCGUAGUAAACCAACCCUUCCGGCAAGUUUUAAUGACCCUACCAAAAUUAAUGAUUAUUUUAUGUCUGUUUAUAGCUAUAAACCUGUUGAUUCACUAGUUUGCGAAAACUAUUUCAAAAAUAAAUUAAGCUCUGAAUAUAUUUUUUCAUUGAAUAAGAUUAGUUCAAAUGACGUAUUACAGGCAAUAGGGAGCCUAAAAUCUGAUGCGAAGGGAAUUGAUGGUAUAUCCCUGUCAAUGAUCCAGAUUUGCCUGCCAGUUAUUCUCCAUCACAUCGUCCACAUCUUUAACGACUGUUUGGAAAAAGGCUACUUUCCAAACACAUGGAAACAAGCUCUAAUUAUUACAAUUCCUAAAAAAAUGAAACCCACUGAGUAUAAUGAUCUCAGACCUAUCAGUUUAUUACCAAUUUUAUCCAAAAUUUUAGAAAAAAUUAUAAAGUUCCAAUUGACCGCUUACCUAGAAAAAUUCUUUAUACUUCCCGACACUCAAUCCGGAUUUAGAAAAAAUUAUAGUACAACAUCUGCCCUACUUAAUCUGCCAGACAAUAUUUUAAGUGCCUUAGAUAAGAAAAUGGCACUAGCCUUAAUCUCUAUAGACUAUUCGAAAGCCUUUGACAGCAUCAAUCAUAAAUUAUUACUUGCGAAAUUAAAUUACAUAGGUCUUGACAGUGUAUCCCUUUCAUUUUUCGACAGUUACCUUCAUCAAAGAACUCAGUGUGUUUUUCUCAAUAAAGAAAUGUCUCAAGUGACAAUAAUUCCCUCAGGCGUACCUCAGGGCUCUGUAUUGGGACCGCUUCUGUUCCUCAUAUAUACGUUCGACUUAAGCAAAAGUAUUGAUAAUUCUCAUGUCCAGUCAUUUGCAGACGAUACGCAAUUGCUUCAGUAUUUUAACCCAGAUAAUGUCAAUAAUACUACCCAAAUUUUACAAAACGAUGUUAAUAAAUUAAUUAAAUACUCUUUAGAUCACAAUCUACUUAUUAAUCCACAAAAAUCUAAAAUGUUAUUAUUUUGCGCACAAAGAAAAACAUACAAUGUAAUACAGCUCUUGAACAUUCAGAUAAAUAACCAAAUCUUGCAAUUUUCUGAUUCUGCAAAAAUUCUUGGUGUUGUUUUUGAUACAAAAUUAAGGUUUAUUGAACAUGUUAAAAGUCUAUCUCAGAAAACCUACCUACGGCUGCGCACUCUUAUAGCAAACAGGUAUUUACUAAAUUUUAAGAUGCGUAAAAAACUAUGUGAAGCAUGGGUCAUAUCUAUACUAAAUUAUUGUAAUAUCGUAUACUAUACUUGUUUAGACAAUUUCACUAAAAACGUUAUUCAAGUUAUUCAAAACAAUUGUAUACGAUUCAUUUUUAAUCAUGUAUCGGCGAAAUAUCCCGUUCUAAACUGG
Molecule: messenger RNA, 3151 nt
Organism: Acanthoscelides obtectus
Lineage: Eukaryota; Metazoa; Arthropoda; Insecta; Coleoptera; Chrysomelidae
Source: the annotation of a GenBank genome assembly